GAUCGGGAGAGGCGCCGCAAAAAAUUUCCCUACUAGAUGACAUUUCAUCGCAAUGUCCGAUCGUUUGGGGCAGUUAUCCAAGGGAAAGGAUGGGAAAAGCAAGUACUCGUCUCUCAACCUGUUUGACAAGUAUAAAGGGAAGUCAAUAGAAGCAGUCAGAACAACAGUUAUACCUAGACAUGGCUUACAGAGUCUUGGGAAAGUUGCCGCUGCCCGGCGCAUGCCACCUCCUGCGAACCUGCCAAGCUUGAAAUCCGAGAACAAAGGAAACAACCGAAAUAUAUUAAUAGUGCCCAAAGACGGAACAGGAUGGGGAAACAAACAAGAGCAGCCAGACCAAAAGAGUUCCAGUGUGACCGUUCCUCCGCAGCAGGAAUUGCUGCCGCAGCAGGGUUUGCAGAAGUCUGUCUCCAAUUUACAGAAGCCGAACACAGUGAACAGUCCGGAAAAUAUCAAUUUAGUGCCAGGUGGGCCAAAAUCAUGGGCUCAGCUGAACAGAAAGCCAGCAGGACAAGAUGGUGGUUCAAGGGGCUCAAACCGACUGUUGUCCUUCUCUCCCGAGGAAUUUCCAACGCUGAAAGCAGCUGGCGAGCAAGACAAGGUUGGCAAAGAAAAGAGCGGCUUAGAUCCGUCGUAUGGGCCCGGACCAAGCCUCCGCCCCCAGAGUAAGCCCCUCGCCCUGCUUCCCGAUGUCACCAGUUGGAGGGAGGGCGGUGGGAGAAGCAUCUCUAGUGGCAUAUCUCCAACCGUCUCUCCUACUGAGCCGGGCAGCAAGUCCACCAUCUCUGGAGAUGGGGCCCCCUCCGCGGCGCAAGCUAACGAUUCCAAGGAGCUUUCGCUACGCCCGGCUCAGCCUACUCGAAAAGGGGCUUCGCAGUUUUUGGGAAACACAUACCAUCCACCAACUUACCAUGAUAUGCUGCCAGCUUUUAUGUGUUCUCAGCACCCAACCGAACCCACUGGGACAUUGGAUCGAGCUUCCUUCCCCACCCUUACCUCCUCCCAAUCCCGUCUUGAACCCCGUGUACCAUUUAGACAAUACCAGAUAAACAAUCAUGAAGGGAAAGAAAACCGGCCUAAUGGUGGCAAUUUCCGGCCGGUACGGCCGCAAAGGCCCCAACAUGAAAGGGCUCCGCGGGCCACUAUUAUCAAUGCUGAAGAUCUUAAAGAAUUAGAUGACCUGGAUAAUGAUGCAGAAGAUGGUUGGGCAGGUCUCCAUGAUGAAGUGGAUUAUUCAGAAAAGCUAAAAUUCAGUGAAGAUGAAGAAGAGGAGGAAGUUACAAAAGAAAACGGAGCUAAAUUGAAUGGCUGGGACUCUAGAAGGCAGCGACAAGUUUCCUUUAACUCCACUGAUAGCGCUGAAACAAAGCACCCAGUUGAGGAUGGAAAGGUGUGGAAUGACUCAGGGGUGCACAAUCGUCCUACAAGAAGGGCCCCAGAGUCUGGCCAGCAAGUUCCCCGCAAAGCAAACAGUUGGGCUGCAGUGGCAGAACACCAGAAGCCCGUGCCUACUGCAAUAUUGCGGCAGCCAUCUGUGGAGGAGAAGGAGGAGAAAGUCCCUCCGAGACAGAAGUUUGUACAGUCUGAGCUAUCCGAGGCAGUUGAGCGUGCUCGUAAGCGGCGUGAGGAAGAGGAACGCCGGGCUCGAGAAGAGAGGCUUGCUGCCUGCGCAGCAAAACUUAAACAGCUGGACCAAAAGACCAAGCAAGCUUCCAAAUCUGGGAAUGAGACUCCAAAACGUUUGGAGAACAAGGAGAACGAAGAUCCCAGGUCUCCUGUCUCAGACCGGAGCAUCACGCAAGAGAGUCCGCAGAAUUUCCGAAGAGAGUACUCCCAGGAAGCCACGUCUGAUAAUUUGGAGGAGGAGCUUACUGUAGCGCCCAGAUGUGAUGCCAGCAGCGAGGAAGAGUUCAUAGAAUCUGCUUCUGCCGUGCAGGAUUUUGGCAAGCACCAGAAACUCAUCCCACCCCGAUUUCAGAGGCAACAGCAGGAGCAGUUAUACAAGAUGCAGCAAUGGCAGCAGCAGGCGGCCUAUGUGGCGUCUACGCAUUCCAACCCUCCUCGCACCUUCUACUCCCACCACCCGCAGAUGCUGGGCUUUGACCCUCGUUGGAUGAUGAUGCCUUCCUAUAUGGACCCUCGGAUGACUCAGGGUCGUACUGCUGUGGACUUUUAUCCCUCUUCUCUUCAUCCGCCAGGUGUGAUGAAACAUUUGAUUCAGCAAGAUUCUGUGGGUGGAAGCUGUCAGGCUGAUGACUGCCAGUCUGCCCUGCCAUCAGAACGCAGGUGUGCAGAGCCGGUGUCGGUAUGGAACCAGGAUGGCUACGUCCACAUCCAAAGCAAAGUCUACUCUGUGUCACAACAGAAGCAGAUGGAAAACGCAAUGGAAGGAGGUUACAACAGGAAUGACAAUGUGUAUGCCACUUCAAGGGAACGAUCAGAGGGCAUACACAACCACCAUGAACCUUUAGAAGAGCGAGAAGAAUAUUUACCAUCUGGCAGUUAUGAAAGGAAACCUAGUGGGAAUUAUAACAGCUGCAUUUCACCUCAGAGAAGGGGUCAUGAUGUCCCGUACCAGCAAACAGAAAGUUUGUCAGAGUGUGCAAUAAGCAAGGGGCAGCAAGCUGGUGCGCAGUCUAGGACCUCUGACUUUGUAAAUAAGAAAGCUCAGUUUAAUGGCUGGGGCUAUGGACAUCAGAAGUCUUUAGAUGCAUCCAGUAGUAUAGAAGAGGAGCUUUCUAAAGACGAGCAGGCAGUGGGGUCUGAAACAUGGAAUAAAGAUGAUGGUACAACACAGGACUCCACUGGAGAAACAGGUUGGCGAAUGGAGCCAGCCAACCCCAAUAACCAGCAGCAUUUGGAAAAUGCUGGGAGGAGCAGGCGCUCAGGUCCAAUAAAGAAGCCAGUUUUAAAGGCUCUUAAGGUUGAGGAGAAAGAGCUGGAGAAGGUAAAGCCUGAAACAAAAGAACCCGUUCAAACAAUGAAAGAAAAGCUACUCUCUAAGCUGGACAAUGUGGCCAAGGUGGAACCCCCUGCUCUGAGUUCUUCCUCCAGCUCAACAAUAGAGGACAAGCCUCAGCCACAGCCUCCUGUCCAUGAUUUGGAGAAGGCCCCUCAAGAAACAAAUGAGAGAACCUGGAGCAGUAAGCCAGUUUCCCAUGAAUCAAAUCCUGCUCCUCAAACCAAGAAGAGCAAUUGGAUUUUCAUAGAUGAAGAGCAGGCUUUUGGUAGUAGGGCCCAAGGUCGUGGUAGAGGCAAAGUGUUUAAAGACUUUACUUUCCGUGGAAGAGUGUCUGCUGGCUCUUACAAUGGACAAAGAAUGGGCAGAGGCCGAGCUCUUCGGGAGUUUAAUCCUCCUGAAGAUUUCAGGAGUAAGGUUUCCCGAAGGCGGGUGGCUAGUGAAACGCACAGUGAAGGGUCUGAAUAUGAGGAACUGCCCAAACGUAGGCGUCAGCGGGGAACUGAGGAUAGGAACGAACCCCCCCUUAUUGAAAGAGAUACUGAAGAUACAAAAGGAGACUUUCAAGGUUCCUGGAGGUCUAAUAGAAAUUAUUCAGAUGACUCCAAUAGUGUUGACCCAAAAUCCAGGGCCCCAAGGGCCUUUGGAAGAUCCCUUCCACCAAGGCUUAGCAACAGUUACAGCAGAAGACCAUUCACAUCCAAGGAUCCUUCUCAGUGGAAUUCCAAAUAUGCAGGUUCCUCUUGGCAAGAGUACAAUGCACAAACUGAGUCUUAUGGACCCCGCCAUAAUACAGACAGAGACUAUGCGCAUGAUUAUAGGUAUGCUGAUUCCUACCAUAACAGAGGUUUUGAUGAAGCCCAAGAUGAUAGACGGUCUGUUUUCCAAGAUGACUGUUCAGAUAAGGAUAGUUUGGAGAAAAGAUCUUUUGGAAGACGAAGGCCUCCUCGUCAAGACAAGCCUCCCAGAUUUCGUCGCCUCAGGCAGGAGAGAGAGCCUGUUGGUCAGUGGAGUGGUGAGGAAGUGAGCAGUGCUGUGAAGGAUCCUGACAAUUGGCAGACGCGUUCUAAGUUAUCACUUGGUGAAGUAUCUGGACCGCCAGAAAGGCCUUGCCAUAAUACUGACCAUGUCCAUGAAGACUGGGAAACUGCAUCCGAGAGCAGUGACUUUAGUGAGAAGAGGCCCGCUGAUCUGGAUGGUGAGGGGAAUAUCUCUGGAAAUGGCUUUUCUGAAAAAAGAGAGUUAUCCAAGAGGAGUUUCUCCAGUCAGAGGCCAUUAAUGGACCGCCGCAAGGUGGAGCCUUCCAAUUAUGAAGAAAAGCCAUUGAAGGUCAGCGGGAGUUCCCGUAAUGACUACCCAAGCUCAGCUUCACUGAAGAGCAGUUGCUGUUCUGAAGAGUCUUACGCUCAAGAGAGCAGUCACCAUCGCUAUGGGAUGGAGAGGUCUUCACAGUAUGACCAUGGAGACGCCUCAGUGAAAAAACCUGAAAGGGACUCCAGAGCCACCGGACUUAAAGGAACGGAGAAAUCCGAGGCCAUCUCUGGAUUUGAUCUGAAAUAUGGAGAUUCUGUUAUUGAGGAGCAAGCCGACAUGGGAGGGGAGGCCUACUCAGACAUGAACAGCAAAUCCCGUCGUGCUCUAGACAAAGAUCGCAGGAAAAAGGAUCAAGUUGUUCAGGUGCCUAAUAAGAGUACCAACAUACAGUCCAGAGUGCCACCUCGCUUUGCCAAAAAGCAGAACAGUAUGUGCAUGGAUCAGACAGAUGUUGCAGGCAAAGAGAUCUGGGAGAGCAAUGGCCAAGGUAUCUCUGUUCAGUCUGGCAAUGAUACAUGGAGCAAGCCUGGAAGUACUUUCAGUGCAGAGUCCUCCUCCACUGAGGGGUUCAAAGGCAGUCAGGGUGAUAGCGGGAUUGAUCUAAGUGCCGAGUCGAGGGAGUCCUCUGCCACGUCUUCACAGCGAAGCUCCCCCUAUGGGACCAUGAAACCAGAGGAGAUUAGUGGGACGGUCAUUGUGGAAGCUAAAGCCGAUUGCCCCAAGGAGCAGGGACAGAAGCAGUCAGACAAGAAGGAGUCUGAUUCUGGCCUAAACAAGGAACACAAACCUGGUCCUAUCGGCAAUGAGCGCUCUCUAAAGAACAGAAAGGGUUCAGAGGGGACAGAGCGCCUGGAAGGAAACGUCCCACCUGUUAAUGGUGUGGAGAUUCACGUGGAUUCCGGCCUACCUGUACCUCCAAUUGAAUUUGGCGUAAGCGCAAAAGAUGCAGACUACUCUUUACCCCCAGGGGCUGCUCCAGGUCAAGCUACCAACACAGUUACUAAACUUCAGGAUGCACUGGCGAGCAAGGCAGGGCUUACACAAUCCAUACCUAUGCUGAGGAGAGAUCACCAUCUACAGCAAGGCAUGGGCCUAAACCCCAUGUCCUACCCUACUGCCGAACUCACCUUAAAGAUGGAGUCUGCCCGCAAGGCUUGGGAAAACUCACCCAGUUUGCCAGAACAGAGUUCCCCAGCAGCCCCCGGCUCAGGAAUACAGCCGCCAUCUAGUGGGGGCACCUCCACUGGUGUCAACUACAGCUCCUUUGGGGGAGUGUCAAUGUCUCCCAUGCCUGUCGCAUCAGUGGCCCCAUCAGCUUCUCUUCCAGGUAACCACAUCACCCCGCUGUAUCUGGAAAGUCACAUGUUUCCUGGCCAACCCCGCCUAGUUCAGCAGACGAUACCUCAGCAGCAAGGAUAUCAGCAGGCGGCAGCAACCCAACAGAUUCCUAUCUCUCUUCACAAUUCUCUGCAGGCUCAGGCCCAGCUCAGUAUGCGUGGAGGACUCCCUGUUUCCCAGUCUCAAGAAAUGUAUAACUCAAUGCAGCCCUUUAGGUCCCAGGUGUACAUGCACCCCAGCUUGUCCCAGCCCAAUACCAUGGUCCUGGCCAACGGCACUGGUCUCAAGCCUCAGUACUCCCCAUUUCCAGGCAUGCAGCCUUUGGAGAUGGUUAAGACGCAGCCUGGAUCCCCUUACCAGCCCAUGAGUGGAAGUCAGCAACUGGUAUAUGAGAGCCAGCUGAACCAGCUAAACCAGGCGGCAGGUAUUGGCGCCUCUCAGAUGAUGGACUCUGCACUCACGCAGUUAACCAUGCCAAUGGCUGGGUCUCAGCUUCAAAUGCCCCGGUAUAGCUCUGGCCAGCAGCCAAUGCUGCUACCGCAGUCUAUUCAGUUGCCACAGGGACAGAACCUACCAGUCGGUGCUCCCAGGAGAAUGCAGCCUUCCAUGUUGACUACAGGACGAGAGUCAUCUCAGAUGGAAAUGAAAGGAUUCCACUUCGCAGAUGGCAAACAGGGCAUGCAGACUGCAGCAUCUGUGCAAGCACAGCACUCCUAUAGGCCAGGUUCAGCUAGUCCCAGCGGGAAGUCACCAGGACCGGUGCCCUCGGCCAACUUGGGACACUACCCUCAACAGGUGAAACAGAGAAGUGAUGACAGCAAAUGCGGCCUGGGCUCUCCUAAACUUCCCGAGCAGCCUGCAGCCAGCCAGAUGAAGCCAGUCCGGACAGGGGCCAUCAAGCCUUCUGUGGCAAAAAUGGAGGAGAGUGCCGCCUAAGAAUGGGUUCCAGUUUUCUUCCCCUUUGUAAAUACCAACUAGUUCUUACUGCCUCCCAUCCACACCCGGUUCCUCCUGCUCCUAGCGGAUUCUUCCUCAUUUGAGAGACUUCCACAUUACCGCCACAAUCACAUGGACAAAUGGACAAUAAUUCCCCAGAACAGUUUGGAAACUACCUGUAUCCGCAUUCCUUAGAUUUACUUCUCGCUGAAUGGACUCCUCUGUGUGAGCAGGAGCAUCUUUAACCUUUCACCUUUGCUACCGCCAACUCCACCCCCCACCCCAUCAUGCGCCCAUGCAGUUGGAAAAUUGUCGCCAUCCUACGUCCCUGCUUCUCUUUUCUAUCUGACACAGAGCAGCAAAUUGCAUCACUUGUUUCUUAAAUAUGGUUUCAAAUUUACUCCGUUCCCCUGUUAUUUUUUAUUUAAUGCCGCCUUAGCUUACAACC
Messenger RNA from Nanorana parkeri, 6995 nucleotides. RefSeq names its product proline rich coiled-coil 2B (gene PRRC2B). Gene Ontology annotation, biological process: cell differentiation. The record is from RefSeq and is a predicted model, not a curated record. Lineage: Eukaryota; Metazoa; Chordata; Amphibia; Anura; Dicroglossidae. The transcript is spliced from 31 exons. The coding region runs from base 53 to 6547 and encodes 2164 amino acids.